GGGCCCAUAUCCCUGGGCGACGAGGAGGAGGGCCUCCCCUCUUUGGCUGCGAGCCCGGCUCCACAAGGCGAGCAGCAAGACGAAGGGAUCGUCCGCUUCAGCGCAACACGCGCAGAGAAGUGGGGCCUCGUCCUGGCCCCGGAGGAGCGCCUCCUCUGGGGGCCCUGCCUCUUCGAGGAAGAGGUCUUUCGCGCUUGGUUUCCGCAUCGGCGUGGUGCACGGAACCUGAGGCGACCCUCGACGCUGGCCACGAUAACAGAUCGUCGCCUCAUCGUCAUUCAGUACAGGAGCGUCGGGCCCCUCUGCUGUGGUGGUGUCUGCCACCGCGCUCCCGUCGACAGCGUGAGUAUCAUUCCGCUCAAGAACAUUCUUGGAUUCUGCGUCGAGGAGAGUUUUUCGCUCCAGCAGGCGAUGCUUGCUCGACUGCUGUCUCGGGUGUGCUGCCGGCCUUUGUCGGAGAGCUCACUGAGUGUCAAGGUCCUCAGCAACGCCGGCCUUGGCAAGGUGUACCUCGGCGCAAUGUCUGUGAAGCAGCGGGUGCUUCCGCUGCAUGCCGAUCCAGCCUGCAACUUUGAAGAGGACAAGGUGCUGGAGUUGAGAAGAUGGCUGGGCAAUGUGGCCCUGUUCUUCAGCGAUACGAGCAACAAGGCACAGCUGUCGGGCCUUAGCAUAGGAAUGGAGUUCCCAGGUGAUCUUUGCCUCAUCAUCGUAGGACCCGGCGAGGAGGCAGAGGAGGUCUUGAUCAAAAGGCGUCUGGCGGCCGGAGGCCGCGUGCUUCAUGUACUGACCCAGGGCCUCGGUGACAAGCGGGUGUCGGUGGUAGCGUUUGAUGACGAUGCAACGGGCUGUCUUGUCUGGCGCACUCCAGCGGCUUGUGUUCAAGUUUCCUCCUUCGGUCGACGUUUGGGCGCCCGUACAAGCCACUAUUGGAGCAGUACUGGACCAGGUGCUAUGGUGUUAAGCGUGACGGAUCGGUUAGAAAUUUGUUCUGAGACAGGUGAUCUGAGGCAUGUUCGCAUUUUGGACAAGGACGGUCUUGCCUACGUUGAGAUGUCGGGGUCUGUAAUACUGAAUCCUGAUAUGCCCACGGCUCAAAAUCACUGCGUUGAUGUCACGGACGAGCAAAUGAAGCCCUUCGGUACGUUCUCAGCCAGAUACCUCAUCCUAGGUAGCUGCUUGCAAACAUGCCUGUUCUGCAUGAGACUGCUUUGGUCUAUCCACGUGGAGACAGGCAGGGCGUCUGAGAUUUUCUGGGGCAGAGUGAUCUCGUCUAUCUAUUCUUGCAUCUGUUCUCAGCAGCUCUUGGUGGAUGUCUUUGGAGUUGCAUUUGCAGGUGAGAGGACCGGCUUGUUUAUACAGUUUGUGGGUACUUUUGCAAUUCUCGCGACUACGACACCGCUGCUGCUUUUGGGCACAUCGCAGUUUUUCGCCGAGAUUGCUGCUGCCUGCUCAUGUCUUGUUUUGCCAACUCUGGUUCAUUAUUUCAGGACAAAACCUUCUGGAGCUAGCGCCCGGGACAUCAGAAUGACCUCCCUGUGGACGGUGGGCUUGGUCGUGAGCACGUUCGGCAACGUUGGCCUCUCCCUGAUCAUUGGCGGCGUUUACAACGUCUUGCUUUCUGGAGCCAACAUUGUUGGAGCGACCUUCUUCUUGCCGAUGGCCACAUCCAUCUGCGAGCUUCUAUUUGUCGCAAUCUCACGCGAGGCUUAUUGCCGAGCUGCCUGGCCCAACCGUUGCGGAGGGACGGGCAAGAUACCCGGAGAUCAGCUAUACAUCCCUGUCACAGCUUCGGUGGCCUGCAACCAUGCCGUCUCGGAGUGCAUGCGCUUGGCUGCAGUUCUCGCAGGUGUAGCAAAGGAUGGCAGCUUCGUCUGGGUGGGGGUCGCCCUGUCUACGUUGCUGACCAACAUAUUACUGCGCUUGAGUUGGUUUCGGUUCUUUCUCUUCCAGAUCGCUCGAGGUUUAUGUGGCACCUCUCUUGCAAGAGGACUCUGCGGUCCGAGCUCUUGGGUAAAGCUUCAUGAGGAAAUGAAGGUUUUUGUAGGCUAUUUCCGGUUCGUUCCAGUCGUGGCCCUCGUGAUUGCUAGGGCAGUCAUGUAUGGAAUGAAGCCGUUCCAUGAUCCCCAAACCCCUGCCUUCAAUUUUGCCACCAGCUGUGCUAUUCUCGGGCUUCUUUGUACCGAAGUUCUGGAAGAUCUUAUCGUCGUGAAUGAGUUGCUGCCGGAAGCCCCGGUUUUGCCGGAGAUGCUUCGCGAUCCGACGUCGGAGAUGCAUCCAAGAUCCCUGCCCGUAGCAGAACGGAGGCACGGUGAUGCAUCCGGCGACUUCAUGUCGGUAGUCUGCGACACGGAGAAACAGGUCUUCCACAAAAGCAUUGCAUAUAGCAGGGACAGCACGACAUGGGGAGGACUUCGAAGAAGAUUGGGCCAGGUUGGACGCCUGGUGCCCGCUCCGGUGCUCUACGGCUUGCGAGAGUGGCCUUUUGGACUACAUUUCACCAUCAUCGGCAUCUUUUGCAACAUUAUGUUAGGCAUGAUGUGUGCGUUUUUGGGGUCGGGUUAUUUGAGAGGCUUGCACGCGACGCCUUGUCCUCCUGCAAGGCUCUUGCAGAGCUGGUUCCUUGAGUCAGUGCCCUUAGCAUGCUAG
Molecule: messenger RNA, 2646 nt
Organism: Symbiodinium sp. CCMP2456
Lineage: Eukaryota; Dinophyceae; Suessiales; Symbiodiniaceae
Source: the annotation of a GenBank genome assembly